Messenger RNA from Ziziphus jujuba (common jujube), 2847 nucleotides. RefSeq names its product carbon catabolite repressor protein 4 homolog 1. Gene Ontology annotation, biological process: nuclear-transcribed mRNA poly(A) tail shortening. The transcript has 12 exons. Gene Ontology annotation, molecular function: poly(A)-specific ribonuclease activity. Bases 678 to 2486 code for a protein of 602 amino acids. The record is from RefSeq and is a predicted model, not a curated record. Gene Ontology annotation, cellular component: nucleus; cytoplasm; CCR4-NOT complex. NCBI's taxonomy places the organism in Eukaryota, Viridiplantae, Streptophyta, Magnoliopsida, Rosales, Rhamnaceae.
GAAGAGAGAGGAAAACUAAAGUAUCAUAUCGUACAACAUCCCAACUCUCUUCCAUUCUCUCUCUUCCUCUGAUUUUUAUUUUAUUUUAUAUUUUAUUUUGUUUCUCUCUCUAGAAUGCCUCUUCUAUAGGAACCCAACCCUCCCCUAGCAGAGAGUUGACGACUGCUUUCACUUCCUCUGUAAAACCCUAAUCAUCGAUCCGCUUUUUCCCUAAUCCCUCUCUCUUCUCUUUCUCUCUCUAGACCACCCUUCCAAUUUUCCCUAUCUCUCUCUCUCUAGAAUCUUCGAUCCCUCUUCUUCAAUCGAUCCACUUCAAUCACUUCAAUCUUUCCUUCUCCCCAAACGUACAACAAAAUAUCCGAGAGCACACCUCUCUCUCUCUCUGUUCGUCUCUUUGCAAUUUCGAUUUUUUUUAUUUUCUCUGUAAAGUUAUUGAUCCGUGGACGGUGUCUUUGUUUGGGGAUUUUGAUUUCUAGGGUUUUUGGCCUUUUUGUUGUGGGGUCAAGUAAAGGCUGGCGGGUAUUCGGGUCAAGUAAAUGGCGGAUCCGCCUGGUAUCCGCCUACGAAUCUUCGGUGUGUUUGAAGAAGCUGGUGUAGCUCGAUUGGGUUUGAUAGGUUUGAAAUACUACUGCGACGAUAGCCUAUUCUUCUUCAUAGAGUGAAUAACGAGAAAAAGCAUGCUUAGCGUGGUACGCGUGCACCUUCCCUCGGAUAUCCCCAUUGUAGGCUGCGAGCUCACGCCCUAUGUUCUUGUUCGCCGACUUGACAAGACGGUCAUUAACGAUGAUGUGCCCGAGUCUGCCCCGAUUGAUGGUCAUUUCUUGAGAUACAAGUGGUAUCGCAUUCAAAGUGAUAAAAAAGUUGCUCUGUGUAGUGUUCACCCAUCUGAGCAAGCCACAUUGCAGUGCCUUGGUUGUGUUAAGGCCAAAAUACCCAUUGCUAAAAGUUACCAUUGCUCUCCCAAGUGCUUUUCAGAUGCAUGGCAGCAUCAUCGUGUUCUGCAUGAACGUGCUGCAAGCGCUGUAAAUGAAAAUGGAAACAAGGAGGAAGAAUUAUUUGGGCGGUAUAACAGCACAGGAUCUGGAGCUCUCAAUGCUAGCUUAUCCGGUUCUGCAUCAACCCCUAGCUUGACAAAUGGUUCUGCACCUCUAUAUCCUGCAGCCAUUACACAGAGGAGUGGUGGCGAAACUUGGUUUGAAGUUGGGCUUUCUAAAACCUAUACGCCAACUGCUGAUGAUAUUGGGCAUGUUCUCAAGUUUGAGUGUGUUGUAGUAGAUGCAGAAACUAAAGUACCAGUAGGACAUGCCAAUACAAUAUUAACUUCCCGUGUAAUUCCAGCACCGUCUCCUAGCCCGCGCCGCUUGAUCCCUGUCAAUGGAGCUGAUAUGAUGCAUAUAGAUUCAGAUGGUCGUAUUUCAUCCUCUGGAACUUUUACUGUGCUUUCGUACAACAUUUUGUCUGAUGCAUAUGCCACGAGUGAAUUAUACAGUUACUGCCCUUCAUGGGCACUUUCCUGGCCAUAUCGCAGACAGAAUCUUCUACGAGAAAUAGUUGGAUAUCGUGCUGAUAUUGUUUGUCUUCAGGAGGUUCAAUGCGAUCAUUUUGAGGAAUUUUUUGCACCUGAGCUUGACAAACAUGGCUAUACAGCUUUAUAUAAGAGGAAAACGAAUGAGGUAUACACUGGAAAUACACUAACUAUUGAUGGUUGUGCAACAUUUUUCCGAAGAGACAGAUUUUCACAUGUUAAAAAAUACGAGGUUGAAUUUAAUAAGGCUGCACAGUCAUUGACUGAUGCUAUGAUUCCAAGUACUCAGAAGAAAACCGCUUUAAGUCGAUUGGUUAAGGAUAAUGUUGCACUCAUUGUGGUCCUGGAAGCUAAAUUUAGUAAUCAGGGAGCUGAUAAUCCUGGGAAGCGACAGCUCCUUUGUGUGGCAAAUACUCAUGUCAAUGUACACCAAGAUCUAAAGGAUGUCAAGCUCUGGCAGGUACAUACUCUCUUAAAAGGGUUGGAGAAAAUAGCUGCCAGUGCUGAUAUUCCAAUGCUGGUGUGUGGGGACUUUAAUUCUGUUCCUGGAAGUGCUCCUCAUGCACUCCUUGCUAUGGGAAAGGUAGAUCCACUGCAUCCGGAUUUAACAGUAGAUCCUCUUAAUAUAUUGCGUCCUCACAGCAAGCUGAUACAUCAACUGCCUUUGGUUAGUGCAUAUUCAUCCUUUGCAAGAUUGGGAGUUGGACUUGGUUUAGAGCAACAGAGAAGGAGAUUGGAUCCCUCAACAAAUGAACCAUUAUUUACAAAUUGUACUAGAGAUUUUAUUGGCACCCUAGAUUACAUAUUUUACACAGCCGAUUCUCUAACAGUUGAGUCCUUAUUGGAGCUCUUGGACGAGGAAAGUUUAAGGAAAGACACAGCACUUCCAUCACCCGAGUGGUCCUCUGAUCAUAUAGCACUUUUAGCUGAAUUUCGCUGCAAGUCUAGACCUAGACGUUGAUACAUGCAGGCAAUAUUGGCAGACAUCCAAGAAAAGUUCUGGAAAAAGCCAUUGGAUUAAGUUAUUGUAAGAAUGGUUAGAUCAUCUUCAUGUUCAUGCUCAUGUACCCCCCCACUAAUGCUAUCUCAAAGCUUGUAGGCAAGGCCGGCUGGCAGACACACCGAAGAAAGAGGCUGCGAGAAGUCAUUGGAUUAAGUUAUUGUAAGAAUGGUAGAUCAUGCCCUACCCCCAUGUUAUUUCCCAGGCAGGGCAGGCUUAAGGGCAAGGUCACUUAGGUUUUUCCCUAGGGCCUCACAAAAAGAAGUUAAAUUUUUUUUGUUAAAAACAAAAUUUUUAAGGAAGGUUGUUAGAUCAUGAAUCA